UAUUGAUAGCAACAACAAAUGUUGGUGUGAUUUUUUGUCAAUACGGUGUCUUAUACUGUCCUCAACAUACACCCGUAAUAUAGUGCAAUUUUGUUGAUUAAGCCGAUUGCGGGAUGAAUCCGAUUGCAAAACUGAAUAUCCGGCGAAUAUCCAACCUGCUGCUAACUCUUACCCUAGAUUGAUUGCAAUCUAGGGUAACCUGUGAUACAUGAGCUGAUAAAUUUCGUUUCUCCGGCGGCUCUGAAAACGAAACUGAAGCCUUGAGCCUCAGUCUUCGGAGGUGUAUCAGCUGUUCUCCUAAACAUUGGACCAGCGGAGCUGAUUAGAGAUGUCUAGAGGAAGGUAUCCCUACGACCGAUACAUGGGGGGUAUUUUCACGAGGAAGAACGUUUCAACAGAACCUCGUUCCUCAGGCUGGAGAGGUCCGGAGAACUACAGGAUGACCCCACACGGUCGCUCCUCAGGGCGGAGAGGUCCAGAGAACAACGGGCUGACCCCAUUACGUCGUUUCUCACGGUGGAGAGGUCUGGAGAACUAUGGGCUGACCUGCUGCGUCAACGCUCUGCUCCAGUCCUUCAUCGCCACGUCGGAGAUGAAGGACCUCCUCGACAGGUGGGAUUCGUCGUCUGUGCGUGAGGAUGCCCUGGAUAACGUGCCGGUCCAUCUGAAGGGGGUCCUGGGUGCCAUCAGAGACCCGUCCUGCCGGGCCCCCCACAAGGACUUCCUCCGCUGUCUGGACCGACAACACAUCCGAUUGAACGUACAGCAUGAUGCAGACGAGGUCUUCCUGGCGGUCCUGAACUUCAUCCAGCAGCAGAUGGAUGACAAAGUCUUGGCCCUGGAGAUCCAGAGUCUGUACCGGCUGUCUGUGGAGCUCCACCACCAGUGUGUGGAGUGCUCCUCCAACCAGUCCCCGCCCGGCUCCAGCUACCUGCUCAGUCUGCCGCUGCACAUAAGACAUCAGAACAACACUCUGAAAGACUGCCUGGCGUCCUUCUUUGAGCUACAGAAGUUGAGCGGCAUCGACAACUGCUUCUGCGACCAGUGCAAAACCCGGACCCCCUUUACACACGGACACAGGAUCCUCUCCCUGCCCACCAUUUUGUGCGUGCAGCUGCAGAGGUUUCGACUCUCUGACUCCGGCUGGAUGCAGAAACUCGACUGCUCUGUGGAAUUCCAAGAGUCUUUGGAUUUCCAGGACAUUUGCAGCCGAGAUGUGUUUUCAAAGGACUUCCAAAAGAACGAGGGCACAAAGUACAGCUUGUUCGCGGUGAUUGUCCACUCCGGGUCUGCGAUGUUCGGACACUACACCGCCUUCGUCCGGGCUACAGGGGGCUCGGACUGGUUCUACGCAAACGACAGCCAUGUUGAACCUGUUUCCUGGGAGGCUGUGAGGGAGACGUACGGCGGUCGCAGCAGCAGGACAGCCUACAUGCUGCUGUACCGGAGAGAGCCCACCCAGACCCAGGGAGGGGGAGAGGGGGAGGAACAAGAAGGAGAGAGACAAGAAGGGGAGAGACGAGAAGGGGAGGUACAAGAAGGGGAGAGACAAGAAGGAGGGAGACGGAAAAGGAAGAAACGAGGAGGGGAGAAACAAGAAGGAGAGAAACAAGAAGGGGAGAAACAAGAAGGGGCGGUACAUGAAGGAGGGAGACGGGAAGGGAAGAAACAAGGAGUGGGGGGAAACAAGAAGGGGAGAAACAGGAAGGGGAGAAAUUAGAAGUGGAAAAACUAGAAGUGGAGAAACUAGGAGGAGAGAAACUAGGAGGAGAGAAACUAGGAGGAGAGAAACUAGAAGUGGAGAACCAGAAGGAGAGAUACUAGGAGGAGAGAAACUAGGAGGAGAGAAACUAGGAGGAGAGAAACUAAGAGGAGAGAAACUCGGAGGAGAGCAACCAGAAGGAGAGAAAUUAGAAAGGGAGAAAUUAGAUGGAGAGAAACAAGGAGGGUAGAAACAAGAUGGAGUGCCCCAUCAGGCUGAUAGCGUCUGAGAGCAUUCAGACGGAUAUAUUGAUAUAUAUAUAUGCAUAAUUAGGCAGUUAUCUCAGGCUGACAGGCUGAUACCGUCUGAGAGCAUUCAGAAUGUACAGUCACGCCACAUGUUGGUAUCACAUUUGUUCAUCAUUUUACAUCAUUUAUAAUAUAUGUAUGGUUAUAGAUUAUUAUUAUUCAUCUUUUUUUCUGGCAAAUGUCUUUGUUUUGGGUUUUUACAAAAAAAAAUGUUUACUAUAUAUGUAAUGUAUGUGUAUAUAUACAGUAUUAGUAUACAUCUGUUUUUUUUCUGGCAAUACUUGGUUUUUAUUGUAUUUGUAUGAUUUUGAGAUGCCUGUGUUGUCAGGUUUUUACUAAAAAAAUGUUUACUAUGUGUUAUUUAUGUGCAUAUAUAUAUAUAUAUAUAUAUGAUAGUGCUGUCAGUUAAACGCGUUAUUAACGGCAUUAACGCAAACCAAUUUUAACAGUGUUAAUUUUUUAUCG
Messenger RNA from Gadus morhua (Atlantic cod), 2475 nucleotides. RefSeq names its product ubiquitin specific peptidase 18 (gene usp18). Gene Ontology annotation, molecular function: cysteine-type deubiquitinase activity. The transcript has 10 exons. Gene Ontology annotation, biological process: protein deubiquitination. NCBI's taxonomy places the organism in Eukaryota, Metazoa, Chordata, Actinopteri, Gadiformes, Gadidae. Gene Ontology annotation, cellular component: nucleus; cytosol. Bases 329 to 1720 code for a protein of 463 amino acids. The record is from RefSeq and is a predicted model, not a curated record.